Messenger RNA from Acanthocheilonema viteae, 231 nucleotides. NCBI's taxonomy places the organism in Eukaryota, Metazoa, Nematoda, Chromadorea, Rhabditida, Onchocercidae. The record is from the annotation of a GenBank genome assembly.
AUGAUUGCAUGGAUGUUGGUGUGCGGUAUUGGUGGCACUAUUUCUCAACGAACUCUCAUCGAAACUGGAGAACGUUUCGGAUGGAUUGCUGCAUGUGCCGGUAUCAUUGUAUCGCUAUAUUUGGCAAUAAUGGCACUUUUUUGUUUAAAUCUUAUGACGGAAAAAGUGUUCAGUCCGGAACGGAACAAUAAAUAUGUUAGUGCGCAUUAUCCGCAUAAUACGAGGAUAUGA